Molecule: messenger RNA, 2141 nt
Organism: Monascus purpureus
Lineage: Eukaryota; Fungi; Ascomycota; Eurotiomycetes; Eurotiales; Aspergillaceae
Source: the annotation of a GenBank genome assembly
CCACACCUUGCUUUUCCGGAUCUUAUACCACCAAUCUGCCGCAAUGAAGAGGAAGCUCGAUGCCAAUGAUGUUCCUUCGACUGAGGUCGCAGAAGGAAGUGACUCUCAUGAUAACGGUUUCGAAAGCCUCAACCUAGAUCCGCGGCUGCGCCAAGCCCUGAUAAAAGAGAAAUUUACAAAGCCCACCCUCGUUCAAUCCAAGGCUAUUCCUCUAGCUCUUGAAGGAAAGGAUAUUCUAGCGCGUGCGAAAACCGGCUCUGGCAAAACUGCUUCUUAUGUCCUCCCCAUACUACAGACGAUACUUCAGAAAAAAGCUGUUCGUUAAUCUCAUAGAUUGGCUUGCUUUUUAUGCUUUGUCCUGGGAAGUGUAGUCACUGAUGCUGUGAUUCCGGACAGGCAAACCCUUCCCUCAAGGCGACUGCUGGCCUUAUCCUCGUCCCAACCCGAGAACUUGCCGAACAGGUCCAGAAUGUCGUUACUACAUUUGCAUCGUUCUGUGGAAAGGAUUUCCGUUCAGUGAACCUUACCCUCAAGGUAUCCGAUGCGGUUCAACGUUCCAUGCUCGCCGAUUUCCCUGACUUGGUUGUCUCUACACCUGCUCGAGUUCUAACGAACGUCAACAAUUCUGCCCUUUCCUUGGAGAAUCUAUGUCAUCUUGUGAUUGAUGAGGCUGAUUUGGUUCUUUCAUAUGGAUACGACGAAGAUAUCCACGCUUUAGCAAAGGCAAUUCCCCGGGGCGUCCAGACAUUUCUUAUGAGUGCCACCCUUACGCCCGAAGUGGAUGUUUUGAAGGGCCUGUUCUGUCGAAGCCCCGUUAUCUUGAAACUGGAGGAAGAAGAGGAUAAAGGUUCUGGUAUCAGCCAGUUCGUCGUCAGAUGUGCUGAAGAUGAAAAGUUCCUUUUGACAUAUGUGAUUUUCAAACUUCAAUUAAUAAAGGGGAAGUGUCUGAUUUUUGUCGGAGACGUGGAUCGAUGCUACCGCCUUAAGCUGUUCCUGGAGCAAUUUGGGAUCAAAAGCUGCGUUCUUAACUCAGAGCUACCGGUUAACUCCCGGAUACACGUUGUUCAGGAAUUUAACAAGGGCGUUUAUGAUGUUAUCAUUGCUGCCGACGACCAAGAAGUUUUGGGGAACCGCAAGCCGUCUAAAUCCAGCAAACCCGAGGAAGCAGCCUCUAGCGAAGACGAAGAUCAAGGAGAUGGAGAUGAAGAGAACAACAAUGCCUCCCACUCAGAUAAACGCCGCAAGCUCACCACAAAACAAAAAGACUACGGAAUCUCUCGCGGCAUCGACUUCCAGAACGUCGCCUGCGUGCUUAACUUCGACUUGCCGACCACCUCCAAAUCCUACACACACCGCAUCGGGCGCACAGGACGAGCCGGAAAGACAGGCAUGGCACUCUCCUUUGUCAUCCCCUCCGACCAGUUUGGAAAGCACAAACCCACCAGCUUCCCCCCAUCCAAACACGACGAAGCCGUCCUGGCAAAGAUAGUCAAACGCCAAGCCAAACUCGGCAACGAAGUGAAACCCUACCACUUCGAAAUGAAACAAGUCGACGCCUUCCGCUACCGCAUGACUGACGCCCUCCGCGCCAUUACCCGUCUCGCGGUCCAGGAGGCCCGAGCCCGUGAAAUCCGCCAGGAACUCGUCAAGAGCGAGAAGCUCAAACGCCAUUUCGAGGAGAACCCGGAUGAACUGCGUCAUCUGCGACAUGACGGUGAACUUCGCGCAGCGCGCGUCCAGCCUCAUUUGAAGCAUGUACCUGAUUACCUGCUUCCUGCUAAGGGGAAGAAGGGCAUUACGAGUUCUGAUAUCGGGUAUGUGGGAUUUAGCAAGGCGAAUGAUAACCGGAUUCGAAAAUCAAGAGACAAGCAUCGUGGUAGAGGGAGGGGGAAGGCACCCGGUGGUAAGGUUGAUCCGUUGAAGAUGUUUAAUAGGAGAAAAAAGUGAUUUGAGGUUACAUCCUGUAUGUACUGUCUAUAAUGAUACCAUUGUUAUACUCGAAUAUACAGUGUACAGUGGCAUUCCCUGAUGCGUACAUGUUCGAAAUACCCAGGGCUACUAGGUGGUAAAGGAUAAAGUGCAUGUUGCUACUAAAUGUCUAUAAAUCUAUACAUAUCGAUGCUUAAAAGACGAGAUUUCUA